Messenger RNA from Hypomesus transpacificus, 1030 nucleotides. Its product is annotated as LRRN4 C-terminal-like protein. The coding region runs from base 184 to 936 and encodes 250 amino acids. The transcript is spliced from 2 exons. Lineage: Eukaryota; Metazoa; Chordata; Actinopteri; Osmeriformes; Osmeridae. Gene Ontology annotation, molecular function: protein binding. The record is from RefSeq and is a predicted model, not a curated record.
ACAGCAGGCUGUGGCAGAGAAGUGGAAGGGGGGAGGGCAAAAAGAAGGAGGUGAUUGUUGAAGUUUUGUAGAAUUAUAUAAAGAAGUCCAGAGUGAGGGGGGGAGAGCACGAAGCUAGCGGAACCAAGCUCACAACAACGCCAAGAAGAUUUGUAUAUUCCGAAGCGAGGGCCAGCAGAUGCCAUGGCUGCAGAUUGGAACCCAGCUUUUCACAUGCUGCUCCUACUCCUGGUGGAUCUCAGUGACGGCUCCUCCCUAACCACAUCCCAACAGGUCUCCACGACUCAUCCUAACACUUCUCUGACUCUGAGGCCACGCAGCAAUGGGCCCCAGCCCAUGAACCUCAACCCUGAUGACUAUGACCCGGACGGCGAUGAUGACGCGGUGCCAACCAGAGCACCUGCUCCUCCGAGGGACACAGACCUGGAGCCCUGUGACUACGACCCCUGUCAGCACGAACAGAUUCCCUGCCACCUCCUGUCUGCGCAGGGAGACUGCCUUUGUCCAGGCCUGACUUCUUCCCUGGAUGUUCCCGAACCUCCAUCCCUGAUGGUCCUGUCCCAGGAGGGGUCUGAAGUGGUGGUCCAGUGGUGUGCACCGUCCUCACCCGUGACCUCUUACAUGGUGACGGUGGAGGCAGGGAACACCAAGGAGUUUGGGCAGAAUGUGAGGCGAGGCUCCAUAGGGGAGGUGCCGCAGGGGGCGAAGGUGUGUGUGUUGGCAUUGAACGACUCAGGCCUCAGUGAUCCUGUGGGGGGGUCCUGUGCGACAUUUCAGUCUUCUGAGAAGAGCAGUACGGCUCUGAAAGCGGGGCUGAUUGGAGGGGCUCUGGGGUUCCUCUUGCUUCUCUCCCUGGCUCUGCUGCUGUGGAGGCUUAGGGCUCGCAGGAAAGCAGGCACACGGAUCUCUACACAUGACACACUAGAAACCUUUUGAGAAAACUGCUAUAAGUAUAAGUGGAGUCAGGUGGCUGAGCGGUUAGGGAAUCGGGCUAGUAAUCUGAAGGUUGCCAGUUUGAUUCAUGGUCGUG